Messenger RNA from Cyanistes caeruleus (blue tit), 3841 nucleotides. Lineage: Eukaryota; Metazoa; Chordata; Aves; Passeriformes; Paridae. The record is from RefSeq and is a predicted model, not a curated record.
UCCAAACUAAUUCUCACAGCCUUUACUUAGUGUUCGUGGUGUUUGUUACUGCGUGCGCAGAGAAGUUUGCGGUCCCUGCUUUUUCCCAGCUCCUCGCAGGGAGCCCUGCAGAGCUGUCAGGUUGCAAGUUCUGGUGGAAACUUUGGGGUGGUGGUGGAGUAGUUUUGUCAGAGUUGGAACGGUAAUUUUUUUAAAAUCAGAAGUAACUCGUAUGUGGCAAAUUUAAACUAGCAAAACAAGUUUUUACUGCCCUGGCUGAAUUUGCCAGGUUUAAUGUGUAUAUGAAGAAUCAUAAAAAUACCUAAAUGCUCAUGCUCUUUUAGUGUGCGAGCACGUCUCUUUUUUUUCCGAGAUGACAAUCAAUGACAAUUUUACUGGAAUGAUUCUAGACUCUCUAAACACAACUGUGAGAGCUUGUUUAACUGUGAGGGUGCUGAGGCACGGAGGGCAGGAAAUCUGGCUCUCACAUUAAAUAGGUGAGGAAUACUUUGCAAGAACUCCUUCAUUCGUAUCAUGUAUUCAUGACACUGUUGCCUGUGCUUAUUUGUUAUAACAUCGAUGGGCUCUUUCCCCCUCAGUGCUGUGAUUAGACUAUUAGACUCAAAACUAGGUUUUCAUACUGUGAGGUACCUGCUGCUAUUUUGUCUCAGAGUUUUCCAGGAUAAUAUUAUUUUUUGAAAACAAAAGUAAGCACUUUCUAGGCAGAAAGCACAGUAGAGGAAUAUUAUUUGUCCAAGAAUUAGAAGAAUUUGUGGGUGAUUUGACAGACCAGUCCAUGAUUCAGUGUCACACAUUGAGUUCCCUGAGUUCCUCGUUUCACAAACUGCUUUAAAGCUGGAAACUGCUUUCAAAGUUUACCUUUACCAAAGUUUACAGGUAAAAGCAGAGAGGCAACUGUGCCAAUCCUGAUAACUUAGGAACUCAUGGAGUACUUCUGACAUAGCAGUUAAUUACAUUUAGAAUGUUGUAUAACCUCAAGCUGUUCAGCACUGACCUGUGAUGAUUUUUUCCAACAAAUUACUAUUUUAGGGAAUCUGCUUGACCUGUGCUAUUUCACUUCAGAAAGGGCAGUUGUGGGUUUUUUGGAGUAGGUUGUACCCAGUCCAGGUUAGGGUUAGGGUUAGGAUUAACAGAUGAAGUUGUGGCUGUCAUCCAGCACUCGGGAGUGUGUUCUACAUUAUGUUGUUCAGUUGUGAAUCUCUAACACUUUCUUUUCAUUCUACAAUAUCUGUUUCUGAAGUAUUCGUGGGCUUCUCUUCCCCAUGUCCUGUAUCUUUUUUCACUUUUCUCUGCUCAGAAACAUCUCAGGCUUUCUGCAGGCAUACCUGCCAACACCAUUUACUCCUAACUUUCAAACUUCAACUAUUGUCUUAGGUCAGCCUAGCACCCCCCUCGGAGGAAACAGUCCUGCUAAAGUCGGAGGAAACAGCAAAUUUAAGCAACAGGAGGGGUUAGAUGAGAUGUCAGAAAAGUAGCCUCACCUGUAGCCUGACCUGCUGCACAACUGCAGGUUUUUCCUACACACAGGUAAGCAAGCACAUUCAAGACAGAAGUUUUAGUUGCAUGUUUGCAGGUAUGCAGUCAUAUAAGAACUUUUGUUAUUUAUGCCACAUUAAGCUCUUAAUUUUCUGUGUGAAACCUGAUUCUCUCUGAUGCUGUCAAAUGUUUCUUUUGUUCUAGACCUGAUACUGUCUGCUCAGGCAGAGGACUGUGUAAAGGUGUGGCUGUGAGCGCUAGGAAGGAGCAGGUGGGCAGAGCAGGAUGAUGGAGGCGGUGGACGUGCCACCCGAGGGCUACUCCCUGAUCAAAGCCGUGUACCAGCGGCGCCUGCGCCUGACCCGCCUGCUGAUCGACGGCGGGGCCUACGUCAACGAGAGCAACAGCCGGGGCGAGACCCCGCUCAUGAUCGCCUGCAUGACCAAACACAGCGACCUGCAGAGCGCCAGCAAGGCCAAGAUGGUGAAGUACCUGCUGGACAACAAGGCUGACCCCAACAUCCAGGACAAGUCCGGCAAGACGGCCUUGAUGCACGCCUGCCUGGAGAAAGCGGGCCCUGAAGUGGUGUCCCUGCUGCUGCUGAGCGGGGCUGACCCCAGCCUGCCAGACCACUCCAACUGCUCUGCUCUGGUCUACGCCAUCAACGCUGCGGACAAGGACACCCUGGAGCUGCUGCUCAAGGCCUGCAAGGCGCGAGGGAAGGAAGUGAUCAUCAUCACCACAGACAAGUCGGCGUCAGGGAGGCAGAAAACAAAGCAGUACCUGAACGUGCCUCCUCCAGACCUGGAGGAAUGCACUUCCUCAGCUGACUGCACCUCCCCAUCGGAAAUAGAAGCAAACGAGGGUCCAGAAGACCCAUUCAGCUACAAGGAGCUGUAUGGUGGACAGGGGGACAACUCAUCUGAAAGAGUGCCACUGAUGACCAAAUCCAGCUCAACACCAGCACGGUUCAAGCUGACGCAGGUACUGCAGUGUGAUCCCUGGCUAAACUGCUGUCCAGCAGUGUUUCAGCAGAGGAAAAUCACUUCUUCUCAAGAACUUCAGGGUAUCAGUCCCACAGAAGAGCUCUCCUGUAAGGUGACUGGCCUUGACUUAUGCAGGGGUGUCAGCACCAGUCAUGGAAGUAGAGACAGGAAGGACACCGCUCAGGUACUGAAAACCUCUGAUCAAACCAUGUCAAGGAAAGCAUUACGUGACUCAAUAAACUAUCAGACGCCUUUUGUUGAAGAGAAGCAUAACCCCAGUGAGAUUCCCAUGGGCAUGGAUGCCAGUUUGGGACAAAUCAGCUUACUUUCAAACCUUGGCAGUAUUAUCAAGAAAGGAAGCAGAGAAUCGAAUUACAACAUCUCCAGUUCCCAGUUAACUAACAGUUUAAUUCCUGUUGAUACAAAAGGCAGUAAGUCACCAAAAGGAAAUCAAGAGAUUCUUUCUACCUACCAGACUUUGUUACCAAGCCCGAGAAGAGGUCUGGAGAGGAUGUCUCCUGUUUCUCCGAGAGGCAGAAAUCAGGCUCCUCUAGAGGAAGAGGGCGCAGGAGCCUUAGUGCUGGAUCAGACAAGGCCAGCUUCAGGUUUUCUGCCACCGCUGAAUGUGAACCCCCGCCCCCCCGUCCCAGAGCUCACUGUCAUAAACACAGUUUCUGGAAUGAUUUCUUAUGGACAAACUCACCUAGCACCACCAGGAUCUGCGUUCCCCAAAGGGACCAAAGACACCAAUCUGCUGCGGAGGAAGCCGUAUGAGCAGAUUACUGUCUGAGCAGAUUCAGCAGUUACUGAAUCUUUAACAGGAGAGCAAAGGGGAUCUUUAUGAUAUGUAAAUAUUCACUGCAGUCCUUGACUGUAAUGGUAUGUAUCACAAAAUAGAGCAGGUCUGUGAUGUAAAGUAGUGUCUGCCUCAGGAUGACUGGAAUAGCUCAGAAACUAAGUGAGAAUAUUUACCUAGUGGAGCUGUCUUCUGCAAAGUAAGGAGCGUUUAUUUUGCUGGUUUUGUAAAGUUUCCGACUUGCCUGUGACAGACUGAACCCACGACGGUCCUUAAGCAUUGUAGUUCUCAUUGUAGGUUGUAAAUACUACCCCCCCACCUAGAUUUCCCCAAACACGCACACCCUUUCAGCACCCGGAGAGGUGGUGCACGUGGAAUUGGGGAACCUGAGGCAUUUGACUGCGAUGCUGGACAUCAGACUGCCUCUGUCCAGGCUGUACAUACGCAGAAACCCCGGAGACAUCAGCGUGCAGCGGGGCGGGUGGCAGCAGGCGCACCCCGGCAGCGUCUGCUGCCCUCAGCAGCCUCACUGCCAGCGAGCAGACAGCUCCGAGCUGGUGACUCGUGUUGCGGAGCUGUGCUG